ACCAGGCCACAGCACAGCCCCCUCACCAACAACCCCAACCCUUUUACACUCACUUUCCAUAACUCUCACAUAGCUCCCUCCCACCCCUUUUCCCUUGCACUAACUCUCCCAUCACCACUCAGCCCCUCUAUUAAGUUACAAGCGUCUCUUCCUCCUGAACUGAACAACACGCACCAAACAGAGGAUUGGACAGAAAACAGCCCGGCUCUCCUGGUUCGUGCCUCCGCCUCAUCCCAUCUUUUUAUUACCUUACUUCAUCCGCCCACAACAUCCCCGCUGAUCUAUUCAUAGCUCCUUUUUGUCUAAUUUCAUCGUCCAGCCCACUUAUUUUUUACUGAGUCCUCUGACGACUUGCUUUAUUCAGCACAGCCCAGCUGUGUCUCUCGAGUUUUGACAGAGCGCUUCCCAUCUGGCGCCCCAUCCACCCAGAUUUUUUCUUUAAAAUUAGUAUUUUUUGGGGGGGGUUUGUUUGUCACCGUCUUAUCUUUGCUCCGAGGGCCAUAGUUUGGCCUCCCUGAGCUCUUGCCAGUAUGUGGUCCAACUACUUUGUGCAGCAGGAGGACGAGGGCCGUAUCGGGGUGGCAGGGGCCGGGCAGAGCGGGGGUUUAGGGGGAAUGAAAGGCGUCAGAGGACAGAGGCGGACCAACAAGAUGAGUGACAGCCAGGAGGGGAAGAUCAAGCUGGCUUUCUUUGUGUCUAUCGUUGGGGUGACCCUGACGGUCUUGGGCAUGGGGACAGAAUUUUGGGUGGAGCUGGCCCAACCAAAGAAUUUCAGCAACAACCAGACGUGCCAGAUGGCCCACUACGGCCUUUGGAAGGGCUGCGUCCGCACGCUGUGGGUGGCUGACAUAGACCCGGAGAGGACGAGCUGCGGCCCCGCUGAGCUUCCUGGAGAUUCCAACUGCACCUACUUCAAAUUCUUCACCUCUGGGGAGAAUGCAGUCAUAUUCAAGAAGACAACUAACAGGAAUCUAAACCUCGCUGCUGCUGUCCUGGCUCUUUUAAGUCUGACCAUGAUGGCGAUGGGCUCCAUUUGUAUCGUCAUGUCCCUCAGCAAAGGAGUUCCCUUCUUCCUUAAACCAGCCUCCUUCUGUUUUAUUCUAUCAGGAGUUCUGGUCCUUCUGUCUGUCCUGAUCUUCCACCAGUCUGUGCUGCACCUGCUGUCCAGCGACCACACCAUACCUCUCCACCACGAGCUCUCCUGGUCCGUGGCCUGCGUGGGCUCAGCGGGGGUCAUCCUCAUCUUUGGAGGCAUCCUCUUCAUCCUCCUCUCUCUCCCCUUUAGCCCAUGGCAGAAAUGCCUGCCACACAAGAACAGCACCACCUAGCCCAUGAGUGCAGAAAAAUGAGCGCAGUAUUCUUAAAGUCUGAGGGCAAGUCAAAACGAGCUUCCAGCCGCAGUGACUUUGAACUUGCUCUUGGCAUUUAAUUCAUACUGGCAGUAGUUUUUGGUCUUAAUCAAACUUCUGAAGAGGAGUCAACAGUUUGUACAAGGCCCCGAAAAGGCCUCUAGAGGUAGAUUUUGCAUUAUCUUUUCUUAUCAUUCGUAGAGGGUAGAAGGAAGGACUUAGCUGACUCUUUUGAAAUGAAUGGUGUGCGUUUCCUAGAGCAAGUGCCGCAAAAAGUUUGUCUGCAUGCCAGCAGCUGUACAACUCCAUAUAGAUUUGAAACCUUGUAGCGGCACAUUUUGUAUAUAAUUCUUUUGGUAACCUGUUUCAUAUGAAAAACAAGACGAAACACCUUCAAUUGAAUGAUAAUAUGAGGUGGCCAUACCAUUCAGGAUGAAACAAUGACCAUUUUUUUUAGAGCACUGCUGCCCUCUGGAUAUGUGGAGCGGCUGCAGGGAAAGGUUCAAAUCAGUCUUAAAGAACAUUGUGCAGAAAGUUUGCGUAAUGUUCGAGCCCACGUGGGAAUCUCUGAGAUUUCACUAAUGGUGUAUGUGCAUGCUGAUCCAGUUGGUGAAUUUACACUGCUACUCUGUAUAUAGCUUUUAUGGAUACUUAAAAAAUACACAUAUUUAAUCAGCAGCUUUGUUUGCCAUCUUUCAAACGCACCAUGUGCUGCUCAGCCUGCAUCAUGCCAAUAGUUGUCAACUAGAGAGACCCCGUAAUGCCUCCCUAGGCAACUAAAAUGUGAGAAUACUCAGGGAGGAAAUAUAUUUGGUUCGGUUGGUGAAAUACACUGCUUCAACAACACACUCUGUUGCGUUUGUAUGAUGGCACAAAAGUACAUUGUUUCACCAUGUUUACCAGGGGAGUUCAGAUCCAACACUUAAGGCUCUACCUUGGUGUGUGUUUAUUUAAGUUACUUAAAUGGUGGCUUUGUCAGAUAAAAAUCAGGGUUUCCUUAGAGCAGAUGAACAAUCUGGAAAUACUUUAAGAGACCAUGAGUUGAGACCAAGUCUCAAACGAGCCACAAUUUCUUAGAAAUAGUGCGUAGAAAUACAUGAAUCAGUGCAGCUUUAGUAGGUUCUGGGCUUUUAUUAUAUGUUAACAAACUAUGUCGCUAGACCAGGGAUGAAGCAAGUCCAGAAAAAUCAGAUUAGUCAGUAAUAUUAGUCAGGAUUUCAUUUGUCAAUUGGGGGGGGGGGGUUCGGAAUGUUUGCAGGACAAUAUUUGUGCUCUGCAAAAUAGAUAUGUUUUAUGAUGUGGAGAAUAAUAAUGACGAUAAACACCCUCUCAAUGAUCAAUCAAUGAUGGUGAUUGUAGUAAGGUACUUCAAAUCUUUUUGUCUAAGGCUACAAUAACUUCAUGUUUGUUAUGGGUAGACUUUGUUCAGUGUUUACAAUAGUAAAAAUGGAUCAAUUCCAGUGUUUUGUUGUCCAUCUGUCAACCUCAUCCCUAUAUAGGCUCUGAUGCUCCAGAAAGAUUUCUCUUGGCUUUCUCCUUAGUCCCAGUAGUCUGCAUGGGGGGGGGGGGG
Menidia menidia (Atlantic silverside) is the source of this 2919-nucleotide messenger RNA. The record is from the annotation of a GenBank genome assembly. NCBI's taxonomy places the organism in Eukaryota, Metazoa, Chordata, Actinopteri, Atheriniformes, Atherinopsidae.